Corythoichthys intestinalis (scribbled pipefish) is the source of this 1851-nucleotide messenger RNA. It is a transcript of the gene pdcd10a, whose product is annotated as programmed cell death 10a. Gene Ontology annotation, biological process: regulation of Golgi organization; positive regulation of MAP kinase activity. The transcript is spliced from 8 exons. Gene Ontology annotation, cellular component: FAR/SIP/STRIPAK complex. The record is from RefSeq and is a predicted model, not a curated record. Bases 573 to 1199 code for a protein of 208 amino acids. NCBI's taxonomy places the organism in Eukaryota, Metazoa, Chordata, Actinopteri, Syngnathiformes, Syngnathidae. Gene Ontology annotation, molecular function: protein kinase binding.
GUUAAAACGUUUGGGGAGGCUUUGAAUAGCUGACCAAAACAGCAGCCUGACUAGGUGCAUACUAAAUACGAAUCCAGGGGGCGGACUGUGGUCAGCGCAACAGUUGGGCGGAGGGGACUUAUCUUAAUGUAAUAGUCUGACCUACGCUACAAUUUUGCGUAUGUACGAGCUCGGGUUUUACGUGGUUUCUGUUAUCUGUUUUCGCUGGAAACGCAAUCGUCACAUUAAAAGCGUAAUUUUGUGUUUUCUUCUUUGAAUACGCGAUGACAACUUGUAUGCGGCAGUGUUUGGGGUUUCCGCCUUUAGCCGCGCUUUGGGAUUUGUAGUGCUAUUGUUGGCUAGCUACCUUUAUUCAGUAUUGGGGAGACGGACUGAGAGAACUACAACGGAGUCUCACUUUCGACAACCACUGUCAACAGCAACAUCUCCCUCCCCAACUCUUCAGAUUUGCGAGGCUACAAACUUCCCGAAUGAGACCGAGAAAUCAACAAGAAGCCUCUGGGAGGGAUUGAAUGCAAGGAAGCUGGCAUUGGUGAGCAACACGUACCCGAAGUUCCAUUAAUCGGUCAACAAUGACCAUGGAGGACUUCAGGAAAGAAGCCAGCGCCACUUCAGUGAUGGCGCUUUACACUGUGAUGUACCCUGUCUUUGACCAGUUAGACCAAGUCAACCUCUCAGCAGCACAGACAUUGCGUGCAGCUUUUAUAAAGGCAGAAGACGAGAACCCUGGCGUGACCGAAGAAUUUGUGCUGAAGCUACUGGAAAAGAAGAACCUGAAAAUCAAUUAUAAUGAGUGUCUACUUCGCAUGGCUGCAGCAGAUGUGAAAGAAUUCCGAAUUGAAAGGCAGGAGCCAGGGUUCCAGGAGCUGAAUGAAAAGACCCAUGCUCUGAAACACAUCCUCAGCACCAUACCUGAUGAGAUCAAUGACAGAGUGGGCUUCCUGCAGACCAUCAAAGACAUCGCCAGUGCCAUAAAAGAGUUGCUAGACAUUGUUAAUACUAUCUUCAGGAGGUACCAAUAUCAAAACAGGCAGGCACUGGAACAACAGAAGAAAGACUUUGUGAAAUACUCCAAGAGUUUCAGUGACGCUCUCAAAACCUUCUUCAAAGAUGGAAAAGUGCUCAACGUGUUUGUCAGCGCCAACCGACUCACCCACCAAACCAACAUGAUCCUAGAGGCCUUCAAGACAGCGACAUAAAAGCCAAACAUGGAGCAACUACAACAUAGCGGAGGAUUGGGAGAGGAUCAGGUAGAAUGAAGCAAAGACACGGUUUUAUUUAGCUUUUAUUAUUAUUGUUGUACUCCACUGCUUAGCAUUUCACCUCAAUCUUAAGAAAAAUGCCUCUUUGUGGUUUUCUUAUAAAGAACAAUGAAAACAGUGGUAGUCAAUUAAGUGCUUGCCAACAAGUCAAGUACAUAUCCCUUGGAUGUUAUUCCCUGACACCUACGCAAGGAAGUGCUGGACACUGCUGGGCCUUGUCUUUCAUCUAUAAUUCAUCGCGCCGUGGUAAUUGGUUGUGGCCACAGAGACAUUUCCCAUUAAUUACGGACAAAAUCUCAAAGCUCUACUUUCAUUGCCUGAAAGAGAAACUUUCCCUCGUUGCCUUUUUUGUUGCCUUUUUGCAAGAAAUUCGGCACACUGGAUUUAUUUCUGUCCACCCUCUGUGAUGUCAAAUGAUUGUCUUUUUCCUCAGCAUAUAAAUUCUAUACAUCCUUACUGUGUAAUACUUCCAUUUUUGUUUCUUUUUUUAUAAUUGCAGUCACGCUAAGCACACGCUGUAUUUUAAUAUCCUUUUAAUAGCACUUUGGUGAACUUCUUUCUUUUGUGAAUAAACUUGACUUUUCCUUUA